Phaedon cochleariae (mustard beetle) is the source of this 1330-nucleotide messenger RNA. NCBI's taxonomy places the organism in Eukaryota, Metazoa, Arthropoda, Insecta, Coleoptera, Chrysomelidae. The record is from the annotation of a GenBank genome assembly.
AUGUUCUUGACAAGAAUAAUUCUUCCUUUGUGCAUAGUUUGUACAUUUGCGUCAUCGAAUUCACAAGAUACCGUGAAAGUAUCACUCUACUAUGAAGCCCUGUGUCCCUACUCUCAAGAAUUCAUAAAGGAUCAACUAUUUCCUGGAUAUCAAGUUCUAGGUGAUGUACUUGAUUUGGACCUAGUACCAUAUGGUAAAGCUAAGAUGAGCAAUAUUAACGGUAAAUGGAAACUGACAUGCCAACAUGGUCCGAAGGAAUGUUUUGGAAACAAAAUACAAGCUUGUGUUUUGGACCUGAAUUACACACAAGCAAAGUCUAUGAAUUUCAUUGGAUGUGUCAUGUCAACAGAGACCCCUGAGAACAAAAAAAUUGCUAAAAAGUGUGCUGAAAAAAAUAAACUUUCCUGGACAGACAUCAAGCUGUGUAUGAAUGGCGAGCAGGUUAACGAAAUCAUGGAAAAAAUGGGGAAUAAAACUAACAAUCUUGAACCGAAAAUGAUGUACGUCCCAUAUAUCUUGUUCAACGAUAUUCACGAUGACGAUGUGGAAGACGAAGCCAGAGAAAAUUUCCUGAAGACCGUUUGCAAGAUGUUCAAGAAUAAACCCCCAGGAUGUUCAGACUUCAAUUAGGCCAAUCAUCACAGACAUGGGAGAUUUAAAUUUCAACAAUAAUUCCAUCAGGAGUUCUAGAUUUCAUCAGUAAACUCAGAAAAAAAUCUCAAUUUGCAACCUUUUCCAAAUUUUGAAUUGACUUGGUCGUUAUUAUUUCAUGAACGUUGUAAGGUUUUGAAUUGAUCCAUAGUGAAUGUGACAAACUUCACAAACGACAAGAUUUCCACAAAAUUCCUAAUCACACGACAUGUUUCGCUAACACAGUAGCUUCAUCAGGUGAAAUACUGAAAAACUUAGUUCAUGGUACUACCCUAAUAACACAAUAACAUCUGUAAGACGUCGUAGAAACAUCUAUAUGGGAUGAUAGGAACAUCUCUGAAAAAUCCCUAUUUUCCUUGGGACAUUCUCGGGAUGUUGCUGGCAACACCCGUGUCAGCAUUUGCGAUGUCUUAUUAACAUCCCAUCAGAAUGUUUGUGGGAUGAUACGGGAUGUACCAGAGACAAUCAGGGUACUUGAUGUGGAACAUCUUGAAGAGACUUUUAGGAUGUUUUUUGUUAGAUGACAGAAAUGGAUGACACGGUAUGAAUUAUUCUCAAUCUGAAAUCCUGAAAAUGGCCGACCUAUUUCCAGAUAUGAAGUAACAAUGCGAAUCCGAAAAUAUAAGGUCGGUGCGGUCCAAUAACUAAUGGAAGAUAAUAACAGUUGUUUGAGGCUCAU